CCAAUGUGGAAACCACAUUUCACACCAGAACCACAGGACAUCCUAUUCGAAUGAACUGAUGCUACAAAUCCGAAUACGCAGUGUUUCUUCCAUAACGCGUAAAGGUUAAUAAAGAUGCAUCACAGAUUAUAAUUUCCAUUGACUCCCUCAUCCAUUGAAAUGCAUGGUUACCACAUAUUGGAUCUGUUUCUGGUGGUUUCCUGGUGAAUCUUCUCACUGUUGUCACACAGUUUGAAAUGGCUGUGUGUGUGGUUACCGUGGAAGGCGAUUGAAGAAGGCGGAGGGAGUGUAAGAAAGAAGGUGAGAUAUUGGGAGAGAGACCGAAGUGGAUUCUGGGAUUAUGGAGAUCUCACAGGACUCCCCUUUGGAAUGCCAGAUAUGCUUCAACCGCUACAGCCCUCGACACCGGCCGAAGGUGCUGGACUGUCGGCACACCUGCUGCUCCAUGUGCCUGACCCAGAUGUGGGCCGGGCAGCCAGAGGUGCGGUGUCCCUGGUGCCGUGCCGUCACCAGACUGCCGGCCGGCCAGCCCGUGUCCCACCUCCCAGACGACCCAGACGCCAUCGCGUUCAUCGCCGUCCGGCGCGCCGAGCACAUGCCAGUCUUCAUCCGGCUGCCUAGUAACGGUUGCUACACGCUGCCCCUGAUGGGCGGGGACGAGCAGGGAGGACCUGACGGGGGGAGCGAGCGUCAGAAGGCCGUGGCUGUGGUCGCGCUGCCCCUGGGGGAGAGGGAGCGGGAGAGAGGGAGGCACGGUGCCUCCCUGUCCGGAGUCUGCACUGUGCUCCUGGUGGCCUUCAUCCUUCUUUUCCUCCUCAUCAUUAUCCUUCACAACAUGUCCUGUGUCUCGAAGCGUUUCACAGUCAUUUCCUGCGGCUGAGGUUUAGGCAGAGCCAUGGAACCUUCCAGACACAGGAACGGCUGGGAUUGGGAUGGAGUGGUGGUUGUAGCAUGGCCCACUGCUGAGAACGUGACAGUGGGUGGGCUGAACAGGCUUUAAUACUGACAGUACCCCCCCCACCCCCAGGUACCAAGGGCUGAUCACUGCUCAGAUCUAGAGACUUGUUGUGCUGAAGGGGUCCAACUUUGGAGUCCAAUGUCUCUGCUUAAUGCUGAUCUCAAUGGAAAUAAUCUUUCACUGUUGUCGGCUAGUUGCAACCAGCAAUUUUGUUUUUAUAAAGGUUGUUUCUACUUAUGCUUUUAUAAUUUUCGAAUGUUGUGGUAUUUAGGGACAUUUUAAAGCAAAUUGCAUAUUUCAUCAGAAACAUUAUGUACAGUUAUAAUUGUAUUUGUAUGUUUUUGUAUUGUAGUCAACAUUUCUGAAGUUGUACUGCUAAUUUGUUUCAUUCAUAUGAAGGGUGUCUUGCCCCUUUAUUCCUGCCUGAUGCUGAGAUUAAGCAAUAUUCAUGACUGGGCAAUCCAAUCUUUAUCUGAGGAAUUGUGACCCAGUGAAAAGGCAGCAAAACCUCUUAGUGCAUGGUAAAUGUGUCAAAUAUUUUCUUGAAUGUUUCUUUUUUUUAAAUGCUCAUUUAAAUGUUCUGCAUGUUAUCAGUAUCAUAGUUUAUAAAUAUGAAAGAAAAAAAAGCAUAAUGUUAAUAAUAGUAAUACUGUUUCUAUGUUCUUUAGGGGAAGACCCUCAGCAUUAAUGUUUUUUCAAUUGACCAAAAGUAAUUGCACAGUUGGCAUCUCAGCUAUUUCUGGGUAUUCAGGUUCAUUUAAUCGCUUCCUUAGUGCAGAUAUAAGAAAGUAUUCAGUGUCUCAUCCUGAGUCUAGAAUUUUGAUUGCCAUUGGAGUCUGUUAUUGCCUGUUGUCAACAUGAGGAACAAAGUUGUGCCAGUGACAGCCAAGGAAGCCAUUAUGAACACUCUUCUUUUUUUUUUUGUGCAGUUUUUUUUGACCUGGAAACGUUUCUCUUGCCAUCACUCUGAUACAAGCCAAUUACUUCUUAGCAAGCUGUAUCCUGUCCAACUUGUUUUUGGAGCCUUUUACUGGUUUGCAUCUUGCAGUGUAGUCUCUGGAUUUGUGUGUGUGAAGUCUUUUUGCAGACAGUUAUAACUGACAAAACCACACCUGCCUGCUGUUUCUGAUCUGUUACAUUUUUCAUGGUUUUUCUUCAUUAUGGUGAGAAUUCUUCUUUGAAUGUCUUCUUUGGUGUAUCAACCCCUUUGCAAUUACUGAGCUCUUCAGUGGUCUUUCUUGUUAAGGAUGACCCAAAUGGUUUUAUUUUGGUAAGCCUAUUGUUUGGCCUAUGUCUCUCUCUAACUGAGUUUUACAGAACUUCGGUCCUCAUGUUGACGAAUGGCAAUAACCUCAGAAUCAAGAACCAGUACUAAAAGAUUUCAUGUGCCUGCACUAAGGAAGCAAUUGGAUACACCCGUCUCAUCAGAAACCAACAAGAAGCCGACUGUCCAAUUUUUGGUCCCCUGAAAUGGGGGACUGUAUAAAAAGGGAUGUAGUUCCUAUACAUAUCACCCAAUAUGGUUGUAAAUGCCCUCAAAUGAAUGGUGGCAGUCUUUAACCUCAUAUUAAAUGUUUCAUAUAAAAUCCAAUAUGUUGGAGUACAGAGCCAAAAGUACAGAAGCUGUAACCACUGACCUCACUGUAUGUUGCAAAAGCAAAUGCUGAACAUACUACCUGAAGCUAUAGCAAUACCAUGAAUAAUGAUAAACCACAAUUCUACACCACAUGACACCUACAGCCAAAGACAAAAUAUUUUUUACGGUGCUCAUGAACAGUGCUUAUGAUAUCUCCCUCCUGGGUCAAGUUGGAGCCAUAUUAUGAGGUUAGCAGCUUCUGUGAGUUUCUGAGGUGAGCGCUUAUUGCAGUCAUGCCUGCAGUCAGGGACCCAUGGGGAUAUUUAUUCUGAUGGAUUCAAUGGGGGAAUAGUCUGGAAGGAAUGAGUCAGAUCAAUCAUAUCUUAAAUGGUUAGAGCAUCCCUUUUGGUGAAGGUCACUGUUCUCCUGUGAGACUUUGCAGGUGUGUGUUUCAAGUUUGCCUACUAGCCUGGUUUAAUAAAUAAAUAACCAUCAUUACA
Molecule: messenger RNA, 3034 nt
Organism: Conger conger (European conger)
Lineage: Eukaryota; Metazoa; Chordata; Actinopteri; Anguilliformes; Congridae
Product: E3 ubiquitin-protein ligase RNF152-like
Exons: 2
Coding region: 341-880 (179 amino acids)
Biological process (GO): protein ubiquitination
Molecular function (GO): ubiquitin protein ligase activity
Source: RefSeq, a predicted model, not a curated record